GGAAGGCAGACUCUCCAAGCUUGCCCAACUGGGCAGAGGGAUCCUCCUCCUGUCACCACUGCUGAGCCAGCAGGGAUACCCAGGAGCUGUGAGCUGCCACAGAAACCCAAGACCUGCCAUGGCAUGCCACUGAUCCCAGGACUGGAACUGCUGAAAUUGGAUUACCACGUAUUUGCACAAGCUGAUCAGCUGCCACUUGCCCUGCUUGAUUUUGUCUGUUUGCCUCCCCUGAAUAGGAUGUUGGACAUCUUUAAAGCAUUAGCAACUAGAUGAAGAGGAUGGUCUUAUCACCAAUGACGGUGGAGCUUGAUGAAAUGUCGCGGCAAGUUCUCCGUCUCCACCCGGCUCAGCGGUGAUGCCUCAAAUACGGCUGAGGGUGACUGCGUGCCAGAGGCCCCCUCUCGAGUGACCGUGCCGAGGGACAGGAUUCAGACGCUCGCCCGCUCUGUCGGAGGCGAGGCACCGUCCCCACGGACUCAACCUCGCCUACACCUCCCGCAGCGCACCCAGGCAGCUCCCCGUGUACGCAUGCUCCCUCCCGCCCUGGGACGCCACAAUGAGCGGCGCCGUGACGUAGCUCCCCAGCUCCUCCAAUGAGACCGCGCGGAGGGCAAGGCCGCCCUGCCGUUGGCUGGCCCCGCCCUCGCCCCGCCCCUGGCCGCCGCCGCGGAGAGUGCGGUGGGGCGACCCGGAUGAGGCUGCCUGGGGCGGCCGCGGCCGUUAAGCGCCGGCCUGCGGGCGCGGCCCCCGCCAUGGCGGCGGCGCGGUGAGGGCAGCGCGUUUGGGUGCGGCGCGAGGCGCGGCGAGGAUGCUGCAGGUCUAUGUGAUCCUGCUGUCGGCGCUGGCCGGCUGCUUCCUCACCCUCCUGCUUCAGCUUCUACUCCUCUACAGGAAGAAGCCGGAGCCCCCAGGGGCGGCCGGAUCCUCCGUCCGCGUCUCCUACUCCCAUGUCGCGGCUGACUACAGCCUCAAGGACUACCUCCAGGGCUCGGAGCAGGUCGGCAACCAGUCGUCUCCUGAGCCAACCCCCGGCCCGGCCUCUGCCUCGGCCUCAGCGACGGCCGCCGCCGCGACUCCCGCCGGUACCCCGGGCCCGGAGCCCAGCGCCAAACAGCAACAGCAGCAACAGCCAGAGUCCGAGGAGGAGUCGGAAUCGUGCCACUUCCUCAAUGCCAUCUUCCUCUUCCUCUUCAGGGAGCUCAGGGACACGGCCCUGGUCAGGAACUGGGUCACCAAGAAGAUCAAGGUGGAGUUUGAGGAGCUGCUCCAGGCCAAGAUGACAGGGAAGGUGCUGGAGGGACUCAGCCUUAGGGAGGUCUCUCUCGGCAGUGUCCUUCCGGUCUUCAAAUCUGUCAAGCUCAUUCGACCGGUAGCCUGCAACGAAGAGGGCUCCCCUGAGGAGCUGGGCUUUGAGGUAGACCUGGAGUACAACGGUGGCUUCCACUUGGCCAUUGAUGCGGAUCUAGUCUUUGGCAAGUCGGCCUACCUCUUUGUCAAGAUCUCCAGGGUGGUGGGGAAGCUGAAGCUGGUCUUCACACGCCUGCCCUUCACACACUGGUACUUCUCUUUUAUGGAUGACCCUGUGAUACUCUUUGAGGUGAAGUCUCAGUUUGAAGGGCGGCCCAUGCCGCAGCUCACUUCCAUCAUUGUGAAUCAGUUCAAGAAGGUUAUUAAGCGCAAGCACACCUUACCCAAUUACAAAAUCAGGUUUAAGCCAUUUUUUCCAUGUCAAGUAUUGCCACCUGAUGAAUAUGAAGAUCGAGAGCUCUCUAUACAAGAUAUUCUAUUGACAGAAGGUCGACUAAAAGUCACAUUAGUUGAAUGUACAAGGUUGCUUAUUUUUGGAUCUUAUGAAAGAGAAACAAAUGUUCAUUGCACAAUGGAGCUGAGCAGUAACGUUUGGGAGGAGAAAUCAAGAAGCUCUAUUAAAACGGCAGAGCUAGUGAAAGGGAACCUGCAGAGUGUUGGCCUCACACUUCGCCUUGUGCAGUCCAAAGAAGAUGAUGCAGGACAUGUUGUCAUUGAAACGGUGACUCCAAACUCACCUGCUGCGGUUGCUGAUCUACAGAGGGGAGACAGACUUCUAGCAAUUGGCAGCGUUAAGAUCACAUCAACUGUCCAAGUGUUGAAGCUGAUCAGACAGGCUGGUGACAAAGUUUUAGUCUUCUAUGAAAGGCCUGUGGGGUACAAUCAGCACGGCUCAGCACUGCAGGAUGGAUUUGGGCCCUUAGAAGACACUACCUUCUUGACACAACCAGAAGAUGACCAAUCCAGUCUGUCAGCUGAUGUCGAUAGUAGAGAUUUUGAUUCAGAGUUUGAGGACUUAGCUUGUGAAACACCUGACCAAAAAGAGGAUCUGCCUCCAACUCCAAGUCCCAAACGUUCGGCAGCCAUACUUGCUGCUAAGCCCCUUGGAACUAUAUCUCCCAUUCUGAAUCGAAAGCUUCACUUAGGAAGUUACCAGACGACAUCAAAAACACAACAAAAAGAUGGAGCUAAAGCGGCAGCACCCAAAGCUGCUGAGAGUUCAGAUGCACCACAGCUAUCGGGGAAACAAUCACAAGGAUCCAUUACUAAACCUCCAGUGCCACCCAGGCCGCAGAGUAAGCUGAGUUUGCCUGCUAGUGAGACUCCAAACGUGUUAGAAACUGGAGGUGCAUCUGCUGAAAAACCAGAGAGGCCACCUCCACCUAUGAAUAUUGGGGAUAAGUGUACAGAGAAGGUAACAAAGAAUAAUGAUCAGGUGGAAGACCCAACAGUAACAAAAAUGGUAGCGGCAUCGAAACAAGAUGCAUUGAAAGAUGGGCUUCCAGAAAACACACGUGGAGAUGACCAUAAACCGUGGGAAUCACCAGAAAUUCCUUAUAAAUCCCGGCAAGGCCGAUGGCCAAAGUCGAGAACAUCUUCUUGUCUGUUUGAAGUAGAAGGAUACCAUAAGUACCUUAAUGUUGCACUGUGGUGCAGAGACCCUUUCAAAGCAGGUGGUUUCAUCUGCUUAGGAUAUGCAAGCAUAAAACUUGAAGAAAUUGCUUUAGAUUGUAUAGCUACAUCCUCAAUGGAGUACAGUAGAACAUGUAAGCUGGAUGCUCCUGCACCCAAAGCCGUGGUCACAAGAACAGCAUUGAGGAAUUUGACAACCCAUAAGGGGUUCAAUGAGAAGUUUUGUUACGGCGACCUAACUUUGCACUUCAAAUAUUUAAAUGAAGGAGAAACGGAUGAUUCAAGCGUCCUCCUGGAGAAAGAAAGAGAAUGUCACUUGGAAGAAGAAGCUCAUGCCCUUCAGAAAGAGGAUUCUUACUCGGGGCCAGCUGUGCUCCCAGAGAACAAGCAUAACUUUCAAGACACUCAGUUUCAGAAUCCAACUUGGUGCGAUUAUUGCAAAAAGAAAGUGUGGACUAAAGCAGCUUCGCAGUGCAUGCUCUGUGCUUAUGUUUGCCAUAAAAAGUGUCAAGAGAAGUGUCUGGCUGAGACACCCUUUUGUGUAGGAGCUGAAAAGCGACUCGAUCGGACUGCGGGAGGUUGUAGAGCGGAAGGACAGGAGCCUCCCCAGGCUGCCUCUUCUCGUGUUGAUUCGGAGUCUAAAUCUGUUAACAGAACUACAGGUUUGACCAGGCAUAUCAUCAACACGAGCACUCGCUUGUUAAACCUGCGCCAAGUCCCCAAAGCUCGCCUUUCCGAGCAGGGAGCGGAGGUGGUGGAACCCUCACCAAAGCACACGCCAAACACUUCUGAUAACGAAAGCAGCGAUACCGAAAUCAGUGGGCCAAGCAGUCCUUCCAAACGCGCGUCAGGCACUGGCAUCAAGUUGGUCCGAAAGGAGGGUGGUCUAGACGACAGCGUCUUCAUUGCUGUCAAAGAGAUUGGCCGCGACCUCUACAGAAGCUUACCCACGGAGGAGCGCUUCCAGAAAUUAGAAUUUAUGUUGGAUAAGCUGCAGAACGAGAUAGACCAGGAGCUGGAAAAUAACAAUUCCCUCGUUAAAGAAGAGAAAGAGACAACUGAGGCAAGGAAAAAAGCCCUGAUCGCUGCUGCGCUGGCUAAGUCAGGUGAAAGACUGCAGGCCCUUACGCUGCUGAUGAUCCACUACAGGGCAGGCAUUGAGGAUAUUGAGUCUUUGGAGAACAUGUCCCUGGAGCGGCAGUCCAGGAGAGUGACUAAAGAGUCAGAGGAAUCCAGCGUAGCAGAGGAAAUGGAUAACGAAGAUGUCAGUCUGACGGAGGCGCCAACAUUCAAUAUCAUAUCAGAAGAAGCAGUCGACCCACCUCAAUCAGUAGAUUGAGCUCUACAUCUUUAGCCUUCAAAGGACUUGACUAGAAGAAUACUUUGCACUUAAUUACAAACACAAGGCCAAUUAAAUCAAAACACUGGUAUGACAUACGCCUCCUGCUUCUCCACGGUUACUUGCCUGUGUAAGACUACAGCUAAUAAAUGGUUCUCCUCCAGCUAACAGCACCAUCAUUUUUGUUAAACUGUGCUGGUUAAAACAACAUUUUUGGGGGGGGGGUUUAUAUUGGAAAUUUAUUUUUAAUAACUUAUUUUUAUUUUUUCUAAUUAUGGAACCUUAACCAUUUCACAUUACUGCGUGUGGUGUCCUCAAGGUAUUACUUACGCUCCACUUCUGCCCCCCCCCCCUUUUUUUUUCUUGCCCCCCCCUUUUAACUUUUUGUUUUCAACAGGAAACUGUCAGGAUUUUCAGAGCAUUUAGUGUUCAUUUUGUGAUUGGGAAAAAAAAAUCAUCAUAAGCUUGUUGCAUGCCUAAGCUGAUGACUGACACAGAAGUCACUGAGGGACCAGGCUUUGAAAUGAUGAUCACAGUUCUAUUGUAUUGCCUUCUAGGUAGUUGUGUCUCGUCACCAAACAUAUCCUGAAAGCAAACAGAUGCUCUUUCAUUUCUGUCUGUUAGGAAUAGUUACUGAAGUUACGAUGCUGCAUAUCAUUUGUUCUCCAUAUUUAUUUUUUGUUGUUUGAAUAAAGGAACUUUUCAUAGUUUGUGUUGUAAUCAACAUGAAACCUAGUAAAAGAAAAGAAAAAUCCUCUUCAGACCUUUUAGGUUGUCAUAUCCUGAUUGAAUAAUGCUACAUAUCAAAGUCCAUACCAGUAUAUUGGUAUAGGUGAAUUGGGAAUGUCUUCGAGGGAAGAGGCUGGUUGCCUCCCAGAGCAAAAUUGUAUGUUUAAGUGUUGGUGUAUUGUCUGAUAAGCUGCUAAAAAAAAAAAAAAGAGAGGCAAAUAGUUGUGUUUUAGUGCUAAGAAGGAAAACAUUAAUUCUUCUAUGGUACUAAUCGUGAAUCUCGAGGGGAAAGGUUGGUAGGACUACAUUCCUGGUGUAAUCUUUGCUUCAUGCUUACCUGUAUAUAGUUGAAAAUAAAGAAUACCACAGAAACCAAGAAUAUCUUGACUUAAUGAUAUCUGACUGGGUGGCAGCUGCACACAUCUGCAGAAGAUCUGCCUCAUAUUGAUUUUUUUUUUGUUGUUGGCUAUUAUUUUAUCCUGAGAAUAAGCUUUAAUAAAAUAGUUUUGCUAAAUUAUCAACUUCUUUGCAUUGUGUUUUAUUUUUUUUUUAAACUCUUUGUAUUGCAGUAAUUGUCUUGAGGCCACUGCUUAAAGGGGAAAGCUUUGGAAGGAAGCCACAUAGCUGACAUGAAAUAAAACCUGCUGAUUGUUGGACUGUUUGGGCUUUGCAUUCCUUCUAUUUGCGUACUUAUUUAUUCUGCAGGGUUUGAUAAUAGGUAUAGAGAACUUUAUAAAAUGCUAAGGAUAUUUGUUUGGAUUUUUUUAAGGCCUCCUGGAGUGGAUUAGAAGGGGAGUGGUUAGUAGGUCGAGAAAGGUUCUCCUUCCCCUCUACUUCGCCCUGGUGAAGCCACAUCUGCAAUAUUUUCUCACGUUCUGGCUCCCUUAGUUCAAGAAGGACCUCAGGAAAGUGCUUGAAAGACUCCAGUGCAGAGCCACAAAGUUGCUAAAGGCAGUGAAACCUUAUGAGGAAAGGCUGGGGGAGCUGGGGCUCUUUAGCUUGGAGGGGAAGAGACUGGGGAGUGAACUCAGUCAUGUUUAUAAACUUGUGAAGGGCAAUGUCAGGAGGAUAGAGCCAGGCUCUGCUCAGUGAUGCCCAACGGUAGGACAAGGGGCAGUGGGUGCAAGCUGGAGCAUAGGAAGUUCCACGUUAACAGAAGCAAAACCAUCUUCACUGUGAGGAUGACAACAGGCUGCCCAGAGAGGCUGUGGAAUCUCCUUCCCUGAAUGUGGGUAGCUAGGGCCCAGCGGCCGGAAGAUAUCGCGCUGUACGGGAAGAUAGGGCCCCUCUCCUUAUUGCCAUAACCAAUAAUAUCUAGUUAAUGAUGUAAGCAGGCGGAAAUGAUGUAUUAUUCCACACUAUAUAACCCAGCGUUGCACACUGAAUAAACACCAUUUGCUUUCCACCGCA
Molecule: messenger RNA, 6418 nt
Organism: Pogoniulus pusillus (Red-fronted tinkerbird)
Lineage: Eukaryota; Metazoa; Chordata; Aves; Piciformes; Lybiidae
Gene: PDZD8
Product: PDZ domain containing 8
Exons: 9
Coding region: 809-4279 (1156 amino acids)
Biological process (GO): mitochondrial calcium ion homeostasis
Cellular component (GO): mitochondria-associated endoplasmic reticulum membrane contact site
Molecular function (GO): protein binding; lipid binding
Source: RefSeq, a predicted model, not a curated record